AAACUUUUCAACAUGGCGACACAACAAACGGAAGCGAUCGAAGCAAUGGAAAAUGCGAACCGAACUUUGCAUCCUGGCUUCAGUAACGACAAGUAUUCUCUGCUCGUCAUUGUCGGUGGACAUAGUCGGACUGGAUUUGUGGACUACGUGGUUGCAGAGAUAAAGAGAGGCAUCCGCUCAUGGGAUGUGGACCUGACAUUCUGUAACCUGGACGAGCAGCUCAAGCUCUUUGUGUCUCGACACUCUGCCUUCUUCUCGGAAGAAAUAAAAGGCCAGAGGACACUGCAGCACAGUGGAGACGUUCUAGACACCAAGGUGGUGGGGAACCCAUCCCAUGAGUUGGUCUGCUCAGAGGUGCGCCGGCUUAUAUCUGAUGUGUCUCGCCACAAGUUGUUGGUUCUUGCUGGACAAUGUGUCGAAGAGGCAGGAGACCUGGUCUUACAAACAGGAUGCUUCUCUCUCAGUGACUUCAUUCAGAUAUUUGCUGAUGAAGAGAUUGGAGAGUUAUUGAGCUCGGCAGACCCUACACAAAAAGCUAGCCUCACGCUGAGUUGUCCUAACACUGGGGUGUGGAAGAACUCAGUGUUGGAGAAACACAACCUACAAGACUUCAUUGACAUCAAAACAAACCUGCCAUCAGUGCUACCUGAAAUGGAAGGUCUGCAAGAGUUCACAGAAUACCUCUCAGAGUCCCUGGAGCCACAGUCUUCUUUUGAGCUGCUGGAGCCCCCCAGUACUGUGGGCUUCCUCAAACUCUCCCGCCCCUGCUGCUACGUAUUUCCAGGUGGGAGAGGAGACUCUGCCUUCUUUGCUGUUAACGGUUUCAACAUCCUGGUCAACGGAGGGUCCGAUCCACGCUCCUGUUUCUGGAAACUGGUUAGACAUCUGGACAGAGUUGACUCCCUGCUCCUUACCCACAUCGGCACUGACAAUCUUCCAGGGGUGAACAGUCUUCUCCAAAGGAAAGUGGUAGAACUGGAGGAUGAACAGUCUGCCGACUCUCAGAUCAAUGAGGACUGGAUGAAAAAUCUAAUUUCCCCUGAUAUUGGCAUAGUUUUCCUUAAUGCUCCAGAGAGAUUGAAGUCAUUCGAGGGUGAUCCCAAAGAACUGCGGAGCUGCGAUCAGGUGGCACUCACGUUGCAGCACCUUGAAAGGCUAACAAUCAAUCCAGAGCCUCUUAGUCGCUCAAAUGGACCCACCAUUGAGCCUGUUAUACUUUUCCAGAAGAUGGGAGUCGGUCGUCUAGAGCUGUAUGUUCUUAACCCAGUCAAAGGCAGUAAAGAGCUUGAGGCUUUGAUGAAGAACUGGCCCGGCAAUGGAUCUAACAUGAAAGGCUCAGAGAUACCCCUGCCUUGCCUCGUCUCCAUCUGUGCUCUAUUGGUGUGGCAUCCUGCCAGUACUCAAGAGAAGAUCAUUCGAGUUCUCUUCCCUGGGUGUACUCCGCAGGCCAAGAUUCUUGAAGGACUUGACAAAGUAAAGCAUCUAGAAUUCCUGAAACACCCCGCCGUGAGCCUCAGGGACCUUGAAGCAUCCAAAUCAGAUAAACAACCAAAACGUGCAGAGAGUCGGGAGAGCCUCAAGUCCCUUCCAAGGGAAUCAAGACCCAGCAGUGCCUUGCUGAAGGACAAACUUGGACGUGGGGACAUUAAGAAACAAGACGUGAAGACCAAGCCCAAGGGCCCAAGUGACAUUGCUCCUAAAGAAAAGAAGGAAGGGGAUGAGAAGUCGAAAUUGAAGGAUGGGGAUGCUAAACAAAGACUUCCAAAGCCUGAAAAGCUUAUGACAAAGAAAGAACCUUUAAAGGAUGAGAAAAAAGAAGUCAAAAAGAGGGAUGAGAGAGCCUCUGCAGGUGUUGCCAAAAAGGAUGAAAAUGUGGAGAAAAAGAAAGAACAAAUUAAGAAAGAACCUCUUGGUCUUAAACCAAAGAAAGAUGUCAAACCUGAUCCAAAGAAAGAGAUCAAGAAGGAAAUCAAGCCAGAUGAGAAGAAACCAACAAAACCUGUCAGCAAGGAUGUGAAAAAAGUGAUAGCUGGACCUUCAUUAGGAACCCUAGAAGCAAAAAAGCCUGUAGGCAAGAAUGGAACUUUGAAGAAGGAUGCAAUCCCCAAGAAAGACUCAUUGAACAAGGGGGGAAAGUCAAAGACGAGUAAAAAGACAGAGAAUCAAAAAGCCUCUGAAGGGGAUGCUGAUCGUUCUAAGAUGUCAACACCUGAAGACAUGACAGCGGAAUUCGAGAAGCUCAGAGCAGAAAAUGGAGAGUCAGAGAAAAAGACUGCUGUUGUAGUGAGCACUAUAGCUAACAAUGAAGGAAUGGUGCAACCUGAAACAGAGAAUGGAUCAAGAGAAAAUGCAGAGAAGGGUGACAUCUUGGAAAGUCCAGAAAAGUUCCGCUGCAUGGAGACACUCCCAAAUCCAGGGAAGGCCCUGGGAACCACUUCACCUCUUGCCAAAACUCCUAAAAGUGACCGCAGUGUGAACUUUGAUAUCACACCAACUGAAUACAGGCUUCUUGAUGGGGCCCUGCGAAAUGGACAAGAUGCAUGUGCCAGCUCAGAUGAGAAGACUUUAGAGUUGGUCUCCCCUGCUGACUCAGCCCCUAAUAGCGCUGGACAUACCCCUUUCCACCAAUCAUCUGAAGAGGAUGCUCAAGGCUCUGGUGAGGACAGUAGUCUCGGGGGAAGGGUGCCUAGCCUUGGGUUUGAAGACUGCCAUGUCAUGGGUUCUUGCAGGAACUCUGAGGUAGGCUCCUUGAGGGGGAACCUAGAGAACUCUACAUCGUCCCAGGAGAAGCAAUCAAGCCUUUUGACACCGAGUCCCUUCAUGCUGCCGGACUCGGUCUCCCCCAAUAUUACCUCUAUGCCUGCUGAAAUCGGUUCCCCACACUCGACAGAAGUUGAUGAGUCUCUUUCCGUGUCUUUUGAACAGGUGCUCCCAUCUAUUGAUGAGUCACCCAAGGGAGACCAUAUGGACAGGUCCUACUCGAAUGGGCAUUUUGCUGAUCCUGACCCCAAAAUGGGGAUGUCCUUACCUUUGAGGACAUGUCAUAACAUGCGUCCGCCAGGGGAUGGCUCAGAGGAACGCCUUACUGGAUUUCAGGGUCUUCUCCCCGACGUUCCCCAUGACGUCGACCUCUGCCUGGUCUCACCUUGUGAAUUCCAGCACCCGAAGUCCCCAGAGAACCAACAACAGCAUCUGUCUCCGGGGCUAGCGACAGGUAGCCCGCGAGAACUAUCAGAAAACAGCGACCACUCCCAGGAGCUAGCUAAGCCACAAAGCGUCAUUCAUAGUGAUCGACAUUCGCCACAAGGUCAGGAGACUCCACCCACAUCUGCUAGUGAGUCCCUCAACACAGCCACAGAUUCAGACAUACCCCCAGGGACUGAAGACUGCCCCUCCAUCACUGCAGACAUGGACUCUGAUGAGGAUUCUGGGAGUUUCCCACCCCACCAUCCACACGACCAUCCCAGCUCUCACUCCUCCAACAGGGGAGCUCAACAUUCCUCUCAGGACCCUCCCCCAGCCCCAAUGAAGGACCUGCCACCCUUGCCGCCCCAGCCCGGUGCCUGCAUGGCUGACCCUGAGGCUGAUGCUCCAAGCAAGACCUCAAAGAGCACAGUCACAAAAACCAAGAAACCAGCUGGGGUCACACAUAGGUUAACGUCAGCCACCAGUACGACUCUGAACAGCAAGACCAAGACUGGCAGCACAACUGGUACGUUGAAGAUCACCUCAAGUCUUGACACAAGGCCUUCAUCCCGCAAUACCACUAAUGGCUCCAGACCUGGGACUGCAAGGUCAGCUUCUUCAGGUUCUAUGGGCAGCAAGGCCAGUGCAGCUGGAGGGGCCCCAGUUUAUUUGGACCUGGCUUAUCUCCCAUCUGGCUGUGCCUCUACCACCAUUGACGUGGAGUUCUUCCGACGCCUGCGCUCCUCCUGCUACAUCGUCAGUGGCAAUGAGCACCUGAAGGAGUCUGUCAUGAGACCUAUUCUUGAUGCCCUACUGGAGGGGAAGAUGGCCUGGCCCGAUGUGCAGGUGACCCUGAUCCCCACUUUUGACUCACUGACGAUGCAUGAGUGGUACCAGGAGACCCACGAGAGGCAGGGGGAGCUGGGCAUUACCGUGCUGGGCAGCAACAGCACUGUGGCCAUGCAAGAGGAGACCUUCCCUGCAUGUAAAGUGGAGUUCUGAGAGGGAACAAGACGAAUCUUCAGAUCCCUGCACUCUUAUCCACCAAAGUAUCUCCCUCAUUUGAUCUUCUCUUAAAUUGUGAUGGACUCAUUUCCCCCCUCUAAACUGACGAUUUCCCACCCUAGCAUGCAUCAAGUAUAGCCUGGUAGAUUAGCAGGCUUUUUUCCUCCUUUCAAUCUUAUUAAUAUAGAGCGGACUCCAGCAAGCACUCCCAUCUUUGCCUGGGUACAUCUAUACCAUGGAAAUGAAGGCAGAACAUGAAGAUGUCCAAGAGUCUUUGGUCUACCAACAUGCAGAAAGGUUGUUCAUUAUGAAUGCUAGGCAAGGUGGACUUAGAAGACUGGCAAUACUAAUCGAAGUUCCUCACAUUUCUUAUUAGCAGCCAGGUAGUUGUGAUCCAAAUCCACAACAGCCCAGAGAGAACUAGUCGACAGCUGUAGGAAACCCUCUGCCUCCUUGGGGCUGAACUCCUGAGUUUUUCCUUUAAAGAUGAAUCAUUUAAUCCAUAUAGCAUUUCAUAGGUGUAUUUAGCCCUGCACCCAUUUGCACAGUUAUUAAUUUCCACAGACAAGGGGACCGCAGUGAGAGAAUCAGUGUUACAAUAGAUGUCCGUCAAAAACGAAAAAAGGCAGAGGGUGUGUGAGAGGAGGUGAAGACGGGACCUUUGUUGUCUCCUGGGGCACAUGUAGACGUGCCGAGACCUCAGCACUUACUGAAGGACACCGACAUGUUUCUACAUCCCAUUUUGAGUUUCAUAGACGGUCUAUGAACAUUAUAAGGAGAUCGCCAAUGUCUCGGAAGGUAAUGGUAUGCAUGUGAACAGAAGGAUUACUCUGACAUUGAUAAAAUAAUGAAGUCCAUGUUUCAAGGAAUUAUGAAAUGUGCAGUAUUUUUGUGUAACAUUCAUAUCAGUCACUUUAACCCUUCAUCUGGAGCACAUACAGUGGUAUACACUUUUGACAGUGUCUUUUUAAAUGAAAUGGCUUGGUAAAUACUAGGUAAUAAUUUGUAGUUUUAGAUGGAAGGCAAUAGACAAUUGAGUAAUUUAUGUACCAACUCACAUGACUGAAUUAGUUUUAGUACCGAGUAGUUAUUUCAUGAAAAAAUGCACUUUGAAAGAAGUGUUAACAGUACAGUAUAUUUCCACACUAAUAAACCAACUGUAUCCAAACCUCUAUUUGAGUCCCUCUUCAAGACCAGAAUUUGUUUUAUCAUAGAGAAGCUGCAUGAUGUCACCAUCCUCUAAUUUUAAUUAUAAACUGGGAGCGUUGAGUCCUGAAUGCUGGUAACCAGUUUAUAAUAGCAUUAAGGCACCUCUGGGUUUUUUGGUAUAUGGCCAAUAUACUACAGCUAAUGGCUGUAUCCAGGCACUCCGUGUUUCGUUGUGCGUAAGAACAGCCCUUAGCCGUGGUAUAUUGGCCAUAUACCAAACCUCCUCGGGCCUUGUUUCUUAAAUAUGCCAUAUCAACGGGACCACUGAAUGUCACAUGCACCAGAGGGUAAGCUUCACUGAAGAGGGAUACACAAAAUUGGAUAUGCUAAUAGGGAAGUCAUUAGCAAUACUUUGCAAGAUAGUACAUUCCAUUUAUCAGAGUGGUUAUUAUUGUGCCUAAGUGAUCUAAUGUAAAUGCUAAACAUAUGAUUUUUAACAAGAAUGGAAAAUCAGUUAUAUCAGCAAUCGCUUGUGUAUCUGGUUAAUUGCAGUAGAAUGUAAAUGAUGUUAUCUGUGAAUGUCAACGCUUUUAGCCUCUAUCGAAGCAGAGUCCAAAUGCAUGCCAGCACUGUUUGCACUACCAUGCCCACCACUUUGCUUGCAGACCAAGCACUCGUUGUGUUAUAUUGCUCUUUGUUACAAAGGAUAUUUUCAUUUUAUUCAAGGAGAAGGGAUAUGGAAAGGAUUUUAAACUUUCUUUUCACUUGGGUUAAAUAACUGGUAUUCUUAGAGAAAUGUACUUUUUUUCUUUAUUUUUUUUCACUUCAAAUUAUAUUUCUUGGCCAUGCCGAGUUGUACAAGCAUGCAGAUCUCACAAGUUAAAAUCUAAUUUGAAUUGAAUUAAAUGCCAUGGCUCUUUGAGAGCACCUUGUACAUUUGAAAAUAUCAUGUGAAAAGGGUGUGUUCAGCCAGCCACAUGUUGGCAGAUCAUAUAAUUCUAAUUAUUUCAUACAGAAAAAUGUAAUGUCAUCUGUUUUUCUUUUAUCAAAUCAUUAGCAAUUCUAUUUUUGUUUUUCCUAAAUUGAGUUUUCUGUAUAUCAAUAAUGUGAUGUGGCUACUUUAUCACUUACUAUCAUUUGAUUAGCAACAGGCUACUCGCAUGAUAUCAUUAGCCAAUGGCCGGACAAAGUAAGUGGAACAUUGUCAUAUGGAAGGGUGUGAAAUGGCAGCAUGUUUUUUGGUACUAGCUAUAAGUCUGAGCAAAAAUGAUUGAAAGUGGAUUGCAUGACACUGAUCACUUAUUUGGAGAGCUAUUUCACACUAGUGGAGUUAAGUAAUAUCUCAUACUAAUCUUAAGUUUUGACAAUCCAUGUCUGUAUUUGUGUGCACCAUAUAUCACAACAUUCGAUAUAUCAGAUUCUGGACUCAAUGCAUUGGUUUGGAUAUUGUGUGUCUCUUACACCCGCUGCUGUUCAUAACAUGACUUGGCUUUGUUCUCAAAGCUGUGUCCCAGAAUGUCUACUACCACCUAUUGAUUCUCCCUCCUUGUCUGAAUAUUUUGAAAGCCAGGUUCAGUGGUGUAUUUGGCUCAUUGGAAUCAAUAGAAAUGAUGCGCUUGAAGAAAAGAAAUCUAAAGAAUGGUCCUGUGUUUCUCUGUUUCCAUCCCUGCCCCAUUAUAAUAAAACUAAGUGAAUGAGAAACCUCUUGUCGAAAUCUGAGGCGCUCCUGCGCUUCAGUCACAAUUUAAAAGUGACCGUAGCACUUUGCAUGGACAUAAGUGUUCAUAUCUGUAAAUCACGCCGCAAUAUAACUAAACCCAUUGAGAUUAAUAUGUUCUAUUAGUCUUUGGCAACCAAAUUGAACAGCACAUUUUGGGAGAUGGUAUAUCGUUUCUUUAAAGCCUUUAUAUUUCAGUUUUUGGUGCUAUAUUUUUAAAACUUAUACACCCCUCUUUUCCCUUGCACCUAUACAUGUAUGUUUGUCUAUUUCCAUAAUAUGUUGGUGGUUCACACAUCACUUGCAAGUGUCUGGAAUUCACCCAGGAAAUGCUUUGAGUGUCUGUAAAAAUGUCAUUAGACUGUUUCAGUGGUGUCAAGUGAGUGUGGUGGUUAGAUGAAUAAUGACAGGGUGGAUUGAUUCACUAUUGAAACACAUGUUUGUUUUUUCUCUUUUUCAAUACAUGUACCCCUUUUUAUAAAUGUGUGUGCUUAA
This is a messenger RNA of Salvelinus fontinalis (brook trout), 7552 nucleotides long. RefSeq names its product microtubule-associated protein 1S-like. Gene Ontology annotation, biological process: dendrite development; microtubule cytoskeleton organization; axonogenesis. Gene Ontology annotation, molecular function: actin binding; microtubule binding. Gene Ontology annotation, cellular component: neuronal cell body; microtubule associated complex; cytosol. NCBI's taxonomy places the organism in Eukaryota, Metazoa, Chordata, Actinopteri, Salmoniformes, Salmonidae. The transcript is spliced from 7 exons. The record is from RefSeq and is a predicted model, not a curated record. The coding region runs from base 13 to 4188 and encodes 1391 amino acids.